GCCAACAUCAUUGGGGAGACCAUUCGAGCGAUGCACACGCUCAGCAUCCAGCAUGGCAGCCUCAAGACCUACCUCAACAAGGAGUUGGACAGCUUCACUGCGAAGAAGGAGUUCCUUGAGUACCUCAAGCGAGUGUUCCCCGAGAAAGACGACGUUCACUACGAGCAUGGCGUGUUGGACCCGAUCCUGGAGAUGGAUAGGGCAGGGUCUUUGCCUCAAUGUGUGCAUGUCUCAGCGCUGAGCUUCCUGCCUGCAUGCAGCCUCAAGCCUCCGCCAGGCUGCGACGUCACAGAUCAAUUGGUCGGUGAGAUAUUCCAGGACGGCUUCGUAACGGCUUCGGACCCUUUGUUGGUUACUCAACCAGCUGAGCUUGCAAGUCUUAGCGAGGAUGACGAUGCGCGUGGCUUCUAUCUUGGCUAUGCCAAGGGUCAAGCCCGCGCUGUGGCCAUCUUAUCCAUCCUGCUCUACUUCAUGAAGAAUGAGUACGACCUCAAAGUGGUGCAUCUGAAGCUUUAUGAGAGCAUCCUCGCCAUCUAUGUGCAUUCCAUGAAAGUGAACUCCAAAGAAGAAGAGGCCCUUCUGAACAUGAAGCUCUCGUGCAGAGGUUCGAUCCGGCGUGCUAACAACAUCGUGGAAGUGGUCUUCAUGCUGCAGAACCUCUCGAACCGUUAUGGCAUGAGCGACUCAGCUGGCUUCGUGCGCCGGUGGAACAACAUGUCUUCCAAGCAGUUCCAGAUCACUGGGAAGAGGGCUGUGGCCUUGAAGCAGCUACUGGAGGUGGCACCCAAGAAAGCCCUCGAUUCCAUCUUGGCUCACGUGGGGAACCUGGGCUGGCAGCAGUGCGCGUGGUCCGAGGAGGUGCUGUCCAACAAGAAGAUCUACCCAAAGUUCAACUUCCCUUGCAAAUCUAAGAAGUGGAUCCCACGAGUGAGGACCACUGACGAGAGCCUCUGCUUGAUGAUCGAGCGGGUCCAGAACCUACAUGAAGCUCAGAACCAGAUGCUGCGCAUGAAGAUGACCCCGCAUGUGGCAGAGAUGAUGGCUGAGAGCGCAGCUGCUGUGCUUGCCAUUGCGCAGGAGAUCAGCUUGACCGCGCCGAUUGACGAUGCGAAGCUUCAAUCAUCAUGGGUGCGAGCAUGGGCUGAGGGCUCGGACCACGUGCACACGGAGAUCCAGAUGGGGCUGAUGGAGAAGAGCGACAGCUUCGACCCGGCAGUACACCUAUCAACGAUGAAGCGCCUACUGGACGAGCACAUUUUCCAGGCCCCCCUGGCGCCUGCAGAAGAGGUCAAGCGGUCCCUCGACGUGGACGAAUUCAACCUGGACAUGAAAAAACUAGAGUACGAUACUACGGUGUUCGAAAACUGGGAGAAGAAGUGCGAUAAUGUUGUCGCUGCCCGCUACCAUGCAGAGCAGGAGCACAAGAUGAAGAUAAAGGGCCAAUGUAGGAAAGCAGCCGAGAAGUUCCUGAGUUCGUGCGUGAAGAUUUCAGUCCUGACGGGCAAGGUGGAGGAGUGCAUUGCAGACAUCAUUGCCUUCAAGCGCGACACGAUCCAGAAGAAGACUGGAAUCUCCAUGGACGGGCUGCCCACGCUUGUCAUGCUGAACUGGACCACCCCAUGCUCGUCUCACAAUGAGGAUUUCGACAAGCAGGCGAAGGUUCUCAACUGGAUCCUGCACGAGAAUAUCAAGAACGUCGCUUGUGUGCUUCUCCCGGUGUACUCGUACAACCGCGGGAAGCUGUACAUGGAGGAAGUGAAAGCAGUGAAGGCCAUUGGCGAUGCUGGGCACAACCCGGACAGCAGCUUCAGCCUGCUCUUCAAAGACCAAGUCGAUCCGAGGGACAGGCGGCCGAUGAGCUACCCUGGGAGGCUGGUGUUUCCAGCGGGGUGUUCAGAACUAAAGGACCACCCGUUCUUCACCUGCCAGCUGAGGGUCAUCGGGCGCACCAAGGAAGCGAACCAGAUUCCUGGCAAAAAGAUGAAGAUUAUCGAGGAGCUCUGGAAACGCAAGGGCAAGUGCCUCCUUGAGAGCCUCACAACUGGGGCAAACCUAGGAUCGCACAAGGCGUGUUUCAUUCUGGACCUCAAUAUCAAGUGCGGCGAAUUCCUGGAGUCCUUCAUCUCCCAGCGCAACGUCCUUUCCACCAGUUUCUUUUACAUGGGGAUUGCGGAGACGAUGCUGGAAUACACGUGGGUAAUCCAUUCGAUGCAGGAGCUCGCAGAAGAAAAAAUCAAGGACGGUUCCCUCGAGGUCCCAGGGCUCAAGAUGGACUCCAAACUCAACGACGACCUCCUGGAACCUUAUCCGGCUCUUCCAAAGAUGAAUAUGCUGGUGGUUAGCGGACCAGACAAGAACAAAUUGUUCAUCCCGGUCGAGGUGGUGAAGAAGUGGCAGAACCAUCCGCAGUUCGGGGGUCAGUUCAGCGAGUGGCUGGACAAGUUCACCAAGAAGCAUGGGGUCAUCGAGGACACGACCAAGGCACCUGGUGCUGGUGCUGGUGGUGCUGGAGUCCCCAAUCCCCUCAAGCGUGCAGCUGACGGUAACGAUGGGAUCCCCUCCCCAGCGAAGAAGCAGAAGGUUGCUGAUGUCUGCGUGGUGGACGCCUCCAGCAUCCCCCAUGCGCUCCUCUGGGAGGUAAAGGUCAACACAAGCGUCCAAGUCCAGCUUCAGAUCCGCGCUAACCACAACAUCUACCUCAUCAACAAGGAGUCCAAGGAUAUCAUCAUUGCAAUUCACACGAUGCUGGCGCAGUUCGGGAAGGGAAGCUUUAAGAUUCUCACACAAGAGGAGCUAGACAAGAAGAAACACCACCAGUGGGAGAUCAAGGACGAGAAGGAGCUGGUGGUGAUGAACAAUGUGGUGCAAACUGUGGGAGCAGCUAUGCAGGCUGUUGCCAAUGGGGUGCCGAAGCUCGCCUACCACAAGAUCACGAUCAACGACGCAGACCCGAAGUGCUUCACUGCUGAGCUCACUCACAAGAUUGCUUUCGUGGCUGCUGAAACUAGCUCAGAACAGGCUGCAGUCACCCCGGCCAACAUCGCAUCCAAGGAGCUCCCAAGUGUGUGGAUGAACGAGGGCACCAUAGUCAUGUGGAUGGUGCGCUGGAACUCGACCAAAGGAUUGAUGCCGAUCAAGCCUGCAGUCUACCUCAAGGGAAAUGUGACGCUGGGGGCGGGCAAGGCGUGCCACUGCUCAGCGGUGGCCACUGCUGCGUGA
Molecule: messenger RNA, 3219 nt
Organism: Prorocentrum cordatum
Lineage: Eukaryota; Dinophyceae; Prorocentrales; Prorocentraceae
Source: the annotation of a GenBank genome assembly